Messenger RNA from Xenopus tropicalis (tropical clawed frog), 2804 nucleotides. Lineage: Eukaryota; Metazoa; Chordata; Amphibia; Anura; Pipidae. The record is from RefSeq and is a predicted model, not a curated record.
GCCCCCGACUGCUCCCCACACAGCCCGAGAGGUGGCCCCAGCAGCGCGGCGCUGACAGCCAUCAGGGAGCGGGGUGGAGCCGCAGGGUGUGGUUAGGGAGGAGAGGAGGAGUGUGAGAAAACAGAGAGGAAGGAGAGCAGAUAGAGCCGAGCGGGCUGAUGAGAUGGUAUAGAGCGCAUAAAACCCCCCGCCGCCCCAAAAUACAUUUACCCUAUAGAGUCCCCCUAACGAGGACUACCGGGGGCGGAAGACCCCACCCCACAACACACCCAGAGAAGGCGGGGGCGCCAGAGCAUACACACAUUCCCUAUACCAGGCACCACAUAGGAAGCUAGUGCCGGCGCUAGCCCAUAUACACUACGUACUGUGUAUGCUGAGGGGCCCAGCCCAAGAACACACCCUGUGGGUGCUGCUGCUGCGGAGAGAGACUACAGGAACCUGCCCGCACUAUAUACCCUGCCCGCACUAUAUACCCUGCCCGCGUCCCGCAGAGGAAACGCGAAUAGAGCACGGAGAAGCGGGGGAUGCAUACAGAGACCCACUCGGUCUAUAACUCCUCCCCAUUGUCAUCCCGCUGCAAAAUGGCUUCUGAAACACCAACCCCAGCCUUCCUUAGUGAUAUCAAGUUGGAACCUCCCGAGCAACUCUUGGACAGUGACUGUAGCCUGCCACAAGCUGAGCCUGUGGACCUCUCCAUCCAUAAGAACCAAAAGACAUCUCUACGGCAGUCUUCAAGUCCACCUUCUUCCUCUCCUAUGGUCCUGGGAACCCCUCUGUCAGCACCCCCUUCUAUUGUCUCGCUCUCGGGCUUAGGUUCAGCUGUCCCUGCAGUGCUCUCCCCAGGCUCCAUCUUGGCCUCUACACAAGGCAGUGGAGGACAGCAGAUCCUGCAUGUUAUUCACACAAUCCCUUCUGUUAACCUACCAAGCAAGAUGGGCAACCUGCAGACCAUCCCAGUAGUAGUACAGUCACUGCCUGUUGUGUAUACAACAUUGCCCACUGAUGGAAUGACUGCUGCCCUCACUGUACCACUUUUAGGGCCGGAUGGAAAAGUCACAGGCCGGUCUCAUAAUUUGCUGAUGAGAUCCCAAGCCUCUGAAGUAGAAGAUUUUGAUUUGAGGGCAGAUCAGUCUCCGUGUGACCUUGGCAGUAUGAGCUUAUCAGCACAUUCUUCAGUUAAAGCAGAACUUGAAUCUCCGGUGGAGAUUAACAGCGACAGCGAUGAUAGCAUUGUGGAGGCAUCGCCUUCCUUUCCUGACACAGCACAUGGGACACGUUUGAUGCGAAUGCAGAGAGGUGGAGCUGGUUCUCCUGACAUGAGGAAGAGGCGAGUCCAUCAAUGUGAUUUUGAAGGCUGCAACAAAGUAUAUACAAAAAGUUCUCACUUGAAAGCCCACAGGAGGAUACACACAGGAGAGAAGCCAUACAAGUGCACAUGGGAGGGCUGCACAUGGAAAUUUGCCCGGUCAGAUGAGCUGACGCGACACUUCCGGAAACAUACAGGGAUCAAACCAUUUCUGUGCUCGGACUGCGACCGAAGUUUCUCCCGCUCAGAUCACCUGGCUCUUCACCGCAGGAGGCACAUCAUGAUGUGAUGAGAGACCCUAAAAGAGCCACGCGGACAAAGGCUUCUGCUUCUGAGGCUGAGAUGCACUUCAGUUUAUUCUCUGCUUCACUGGUGGAUGACACUUUGGUCUCAUCUCUCCAUCUUGUCUGAACUAAUCCCUCAUUUCUCAUCUUGUCCUUUGCAUCCUAGUUUGUUUCCGCUGAUUGUUUUUUUUUUUUUUUUCUAUAGUUCUUAAUUCUGUGUAGUGUUUCCCCCUUUUUAUCUUCUAAUCUAUCUCUGCUCUUGAUUCUAUAUAGUUGUUCUUGGCCUCUUACAAGAGCACAAUAAGCACAGUAUUGGUCUUACCUCUCCACCAGCAUCUGCCCUACCCCGGCAAGGAGCAUAAUGGACAAUCGACUGGCAAACGAUGAAGUGAAACAUAUGAGCCUCUUUUUCUAGGACUCUGCUGCACAGUGGAUGAGGGAGAAAAGAACCGUCACUUUAAAUAGGAUCCUUCCUGAUUAUAGUCGGCAUUGAUGCUCCCGUUCCCGUGAACUGUUGGAUGAAACAGAAAUUUUAUAGAAGAGUUGUUUCGUUGUAUAUUAACACUGAGUGUUUUAUACUCUGAAACCUAAAAAUACUGUGAUUAAUUCUGAAGCUUAAUUCUAAUUGAAAUGUCAUCGCCUGAGGAUCACUUUAUUACUACCUGGGACUGAGCUAUUAUUUAACCUGUAACACAUUCGUUGUUCACCGUUUAUAAAUUAAGUUUUGUUUUAAACUGAAACCCCUCUAUUUUAUACUGAAUUAUCAGCUUGUUCUGACAUGCACUGACACACCGGUCUUGGUUAACCACAUGCAAGCUAGAUGUGAUAGAAAUCAAUAGUCUGGCUUGCCACCAUCUCUCUCUCUCUCUCUUGGGUGAUUAACCUCUUUCUCAUCAAAUAAGCAGUGAAAGAAUUUAAUGAGUAUUACCCAUCAUGUCCUUGGAGUUAUCAGUAGGAGUGGGGAGAAUUUUACUCCUAGUCUCUCUAAAAUAUCAAUGCAGUUUUCUCCUGUGUUUCCUCCCACAACUGUGAAUCUCCUAAUGGAAGAAAGGGACAAAUCUUGCGGAACAUGUUACUGUGACAAGGCCUCGCCAGCCUUGGAAGGGAGGGAGUUGGCAUGAAGGGGGUUAAAACGGACAUUAUUACGGAAAUGUUGACUCACGUGUCGUCGUUUUGGAUUUAUUUUAUAGAUUAAAGAAGGAUACAAUACUAAA